AUGUCCGUAUCUGAUGCGGCCGCAUUGGCCAGCAGUGAUGAGGAGGCAAUGCCCGUCAGCAGCCAUCCGAGCGCACAUCGCGACUACAGUGAUUCGCGGUUGGAGCGCGUGGCCAACUACACAACGACCACGAUGCGCCUCAAACCCGACAAAUGGUCCAAAAUGAUGGCCAACGAUGAGUUCCGGCACAUUGUGCUGGACUGGCUCCAUGGACGGAGUCGAGUGUUGGUCAUGACUCUCAGCUCGGGCAGCGAGCUGGUGCCGCGAAGCUGUGUGAGCGACUUGUAUUGUAACUAUAUGUUGCAAGGAGGAGGCAACAACUCGGCUGCCUCCCGUGCCUCAACGGCUGUCCACGACUCCAGUGCCUCGCCCAUUACGGCAACAGCUGCUGUGGUGGCGGCGGCAACAUCGACGGGCGGCGCUUUGCUGGUGCCAAUGCCGCCAGCCUCCUCGAGCUUUACCACUCUGGAUGGGGUGCCGCGUGGCAAGUGUGCGUACUUCAUACGCCACAAUUUGGCCGUGCCACUGACGGCCGACAACUUUCAGAGCUCGGUGCUGUAUGGCGACUUCCCGGUGCACAGUAAAAUCGAAACAAUGUCGCUGCUCUUCGACGAGGUGCUGCAGCCGCUGUUGGAGCAGGUCCAGGGCAAUUGGCCAACGCCUGUGCGCAAGGAUCUGCAGAGUCGCGUCAAGGAAGUGCGCAACACCCUCACCGAGAUUAAGGGCAAGACCAACAAUCGCACAAUUUUAUCGUUAUUAGUUUCGCCAACAAUCGUCGAAGCAGUCGCCGCUCAAGUCGACCAGGGGAAUCUAAGGGCAGCAUUGGAUCCCAAAUUUCGCAAUCUGCUCGAGGAGAUGUUCAUCAAUUGGACAACCCAAAUGCAUGACAUUGUGAUGGAGCAUUCGGAGUCGGUUGGCCUGAGUUGCAGCUCAGCUGCAGCUGCCACAGUUGCAAGUGGAGCAACUGCAACCGCAACCAUGUCGAAUGCGAAGCAUUUGAGUCUAGUGACGCUGCCGCCGCAGGAGAUUGCCUUCUGGACGAAUCGCAAACUCAAUCUGCAGAACAUCUAUGAGCAGCUGCGGGAGCCAAUGCACAAGACACUCGCUCACAUUCUGGAGCGGAUUGAGUCCGUCUACUAUGAGCCAUAUGCCAAGGCCUUUCGCCAGCUGCUCACCGCGUGGCUGGAGGCAAAGGAUGUCUCGCUGUGGCUGCAGCCGCUGCUGCGUCAAACGGCCGCCUUCAAUUCGGUGCAGUUCAGCAACAGCCAGGAGCUGAUUGCUCCCAUGGUGCAUGUGCUGCACUUGAUCUGGAGCAAUGCGCGCUUCUAUCGCAGCAGUCAACGGAUGAGCGUGCUGCUGCGUUGCAUCUGCAACAUGCUCGUGCAUCGCGCCGCCGAAGACUUGGAAUUCCCGCUGCUCUUCCAGGGCGAUGCGGACGAAGGACUGCAACGGAUCAAUAAAACCGGCGAGGUGCUGGAGUUUUUUAGACAGCGCACACUCGACUACAAGGAACGCUAUGGCAGCAGCCAAGUCUUGUUGCCCGCCCUGCCCGUGGCAUCCACUUCGGCAGCUGCCUCGCCGCCGCCAACCGAUGAACAGCCACAGCUGUGGCGCUUCUCAAACGAACAGGUGUUUGGCCAAACACUCGACGGCUUCCUGCUGCAGCUCUCCGAGCUGCGUCACGUCUUCGAGGCAGCCGUGCAGUUCCAGCAGCUGGAGAAGCUCGAAAUUGGGGGACUGCGUGGCAAGCUGCUAACCGAACGUAUCAGACAGAUCUUCAACGAGUUCAAGCUGCUGUUCGAGCAGUGGACCGAUGUGGACAUCGAUCUCACAGCGCCAGCGGCAAAAUGGAAAUGCUUUAAGCGGGAGCAAGCCAUAUUCUUCGGUCGCAUGCAGCUACUAGAACAAAAGCUAGCUACUGUGCUGCUGCAGGCCUUUGAGCAGUGCCACAGCUGGAUGCAGCUGCUCAAGCUGACGCAGAUGUUUGGCUGCCUGCUGCAGCGCAGUGUGGUGCAACUGGAGCUGGUGCGUCUUCUUCCCCACAUGCUGGGCAUCUACGAUGCGGAGCUGCAGCAGCUCGAAAGCAGCGUGGCAGAUGUUUUACUAAACUAUCAGCUACUCGGACUCGCUGCGCUUCCCUUGGCCUGGAACUUUCCGCCCGUGGCGGGUGCCAUGAUGUGGCUGGAACAGCAUUUGCAUCGUUGCGAUGAGCUGGGCGCAAAGGAACUCACCGAACUCAUACAGACACUUUUGGGGCAGAAAUCGGAGCUUAUUGCGUUGCCUGUGCAAUGGGAUGCUUUGUGCAGUCGCCGCAACAUUUUGACCACCAAAUUGUGCAAUCUGCAGCUGAAAAUCUGGCACAACUGGCAACAGGACAUCGAACGGCUGAUAGCACAAGGCUUGGCAGAGCCAGUGUUGAUCCAACCAGAUGCAGCUGCUCAGGAAUUGCAACCCAAUUUCGCCCAGGCCUUGUUCACGCUGCUCAAGGAGACAAAGUAUCUGCUGGCUUUGCAGGCAGCUGGCAGUCUGUCGUCGCAGCUCUUUCAAAUGCCCGACGCUCUGCUCUCGCUGUAUCUGCAACGCGAUGCGUAUUGGCAGCGUCGCAUUCGUCUCAUCAAGAUUGAUGAGUUCUACAACGGCAUCAGAGCGGGGCAAUGCGCUGAGGCGGAGCUGCAGCUAAUAGCUGGCGAGCUGGCCACGAUUGAUGCCCAAGUAGCCAAGGCUUGUGUACAGCUCAGCUGGUCUAGCUAUGAUGAGCCUCUUAUUGAGAGCAUCUACGAGAAGGCACGCGGUCUGUUUGGGCGCCUGCAGCAGUCGCACAGCAAUCUGGAUGCCAUAUUGGCCAGCAUGCAUCGCUGGAGCCGAGAGCCGCUGCAUCAGCGCAGUCUCUACGGCCGCAAUCUGCUCGAUUUGCGGCAUCAGCAGGACCGUGUUCGACUCCGACUGCUGCAAUGCGAUGAGACGCGAAUGCUGUUAAAUCGCCUGCUGAUUGCCAACUUUUGUUUAUUCUUCAACUAUGAGACGCAGCAGUUUCAGCUCUAUUCCCGUGACCUCAGCGUCCAGGAGUUUGUGCGCGAAUUUCCGGAUGAGCAGCGGCGGCAGUAUAACAAAUAUUUGGCCAACGUUGAUGAGUUGAUUUACCGUGAAGUGCGACUGGCAAUGAGGAUCAGUUUAGAGUAUUUGCACAAGGAAAUGACAGGCACAGCAACAACAACAAAUGCGACUGCGACUGCGACUUCGACUUCAACUACAACUACAACUGCGACAGGAACUUCAGGCAAGGUCUUGUUGCUGCUACAACAAAUCACGACGCCACAAGCGACAGCGACAAUAAUGCCACCAACAACAACGACAACAGCAACAACUGCGAUGGGAACAACAAACGAUGCACCGCUAUUCGAAGUGAAAUUGGAGCUGACGGAAACGGAAAUACGUUUUUCGCCUGCCUUUGAUGCAAGUGUUGAAAAUAAUUUUCAACAAAUUGUCGAGCAGCUGUUGCUGGAUAUAAAACAGACAUGCGACUGCAUGCCAAGAAUUGUGUCUGACAAUGCGCACUCCGAUGAAGAAGAAGAAGAAGAAGAGGAUGAACAGGAACAGGAGCAGGAGAAGUUAACGGAUGAACAGGGGGGAUGAGCAGCAGUUCAAGUUGAGCACCGUUCAAGCAGCAACCAUGGCCAAGGCAGAGUCAAAGACAGAGGCAGCAGCUUCUGCCAGUUCCAUGCAAGGUGAGCUGGCUGCAUUCCUUCUUAACAGACACCUCAUACUCUUCCUCUUCUUUCUACUCCCUCUUCAGUUGAUGAGUUGGAAAUGUUACGCGCCGCAAUAUGCGACGCUUUGGCGCACACGGUGCAGGCGGCGUUGAAUUAUGCUGCCAAAUUCCACGCCUAUGAGUUCCUUUGGACCCAACAGAGUCGUGACGUCCUUGCCAGCUGCAUGCAAACGGCCCGCGAACAGACGACCCACAUUAGUGGCAGUGGCUAUGCCAUCAUGGAGACCUUCAAAAAGGAGAUUGAACGCUACAAUGAACUGCACGAUGCCAUCGACCAGUGCGAGAGUCGACACUGCAUCCAUGGCUGGCUGGCUUUGGAUCUGAGACCCCUCAAGCAUGGCCUGCUUAAUCUGGUGUGCAAAUGGUCGCACCUCUACAAGCAAUGGCUCUUACGUUAUGUGCAACAGACGCUUAAGGAGCUGAACACUUUCAUAGCGAACAGCCAAGAGACGCUGCAGCUGUUUAUCGCACGCCAAAACUUUGAGGCGUUGCUGCGCGUGCUCGCUGUCAUGUCGGAGAUCCGACAGCGCGAACCGUAUGCGGACAAUGUCUUUAAGCCGCUGAAGGACAUUAUGGCACUGCUGAAGACCUACAAUGUGGAAUUUGAGGCGCAGCUGCUGCGCAACAUUGAGCAACUGCCGCUGCACUGGCAACAGCUCAAGUUGCAGGCUCUGGCCAAGCAGGAGGCACUCCAGGACACGCGUUACUAUCAACAGCAGCGCGUUACUGCGCUCAUUGGCCUGCACACGUGCCACGUGCAACACUAUGCCAAGCAGUUCCACCAAAUGUCAUUCUUUCGUGUGCCGUGUCCACAGGUUUACGAUAUCUGCGACGAGGUGUACGUGCGACUCCAUCGCUUUGGCAGCCAGCAGCGUCGCUAUGCCCGCUGGGCCCGUCUGCUCGACAUUCCCGAGCCCGACACGGCCAAACUGCUGCACUGCCGGACGGAGCUUAGACGUGUUAAGCAACUGUGGGACUUUGUGCGCGUCAUCGAAUCGUGCAUUGUCGACUGGCAUACGACACCUUGGCUGCGCAUCGAUACCGAUGACAUGGAGCACGAGUGCAAGAAGUUCACGCGGGAUUUGCGCACGCUAGACAAAUGCAUCAGGGACUGGGCUCCCUAUGUUUACAUUGUGGCCGUGCUGCGUGAGCUGGUUGCCUCGCUGCGCGCUGUUACCGAGCUUCAGAAUCCGGCAAUUACCGAACGACAUUGGCUGGAGCUCAUGCAGCUGUCAAAGCUAAUUGGACAGUAUCAAGUGGAAGAACUUCUUUCGUACAAAUGCAACACAUCCACAACGCUCGCUCAGCUGCUCAAACUGCAGCUGCAGCAACAUGAGGAGGACAUCAAGAACACUGUGGAUCGUGCCAUCAAGGAGGCGACAGUCACCAAGGUGCUGGAUGACAUCAAAGCCACUUGGGCGCAUCUCGAAUUCGAAUUGGAACCACAUCAAAGUCGUCCCACCGUGAGUUUGCUUAAAGUAUCCGAAGAGCUGAUUGAGACGCUCGACGACAAUCAAAUGCAACUGCAAAACAUCUCUACGUCCAAGCACAUCGAGUAUCUGCUCGAUAAGCUGAGUCACUGGCAGCGUGUGCUCAGCGGCAUUGAUACCCUGAUUGUCAAUUGGUUCGAGGUGCAACGCAAGUGGAUCUAUCUCGAGUGCAUCUUCAUUGGCUCCACAGACAUCAGAUCUCAACUGCCACAAGAUGCAGCCAAUUUCGAGCGCAUCGAUGAGGAUUUCACACAGCUACUCGAGCGAGUUACCCAAGUGAAAGUUGUGAUGCAAGUCGUGCUGCAACACGAAGAUGUACUCAGUCAGCUGCUGGAACUCCAGCAACGUUUGGCAGUCUGUGAGAAGGCUUUAAAUGAUUAUCUGGAAACCAAACGUUUGGCAUUUCCACGCUUCUACUUCAUCUCAGCUGCUGAUCUACUUGAUAUACUCUCCAAUGGCAACAAUCCUCAAGUGAUUGAUCGCCAUCUCAUUAAACUCUUCGAUUCUAUUCUGAGAUUGCAGUAUGAAACAAAUACCACACACGCUGUGGGCAUGCACUCCAAGGAGAACGAUGAGUACGUCGCCUUUGUGGCCAACUUGGAGCGCGAGCAGCUCGCCUACAUCGACUGCAGUGGAAGAGUGGAGCUCUGGCUGCGAGCUGUCAUCCAACAGAUGCGCAGCACACUCCACGAACUCUUCCGACGUGCUCUGCGCGCCUUCGGCGAGAAGUCACGCGAUCUCUGGCUCUACGAUUGGCCAGCUCAGGUCGCGCUCUGCUGCAGUCAAAUACACUGGACAACGGAUGUGAAUCGCACGUUUGCUUGCAUGGAAGAGGGCUACGAAGGUGCCAUGAAGGAACUGCACAAACGUCAAAUCACUCAACUGAAUGCCUUGAUCAAUCUGCUACUCGGUGAACUGUCACCUGGUGAUCGACAGAAGAUCAUGACCAUCUGUACGAUCGAUGUGCAUUCACGUGAUGUCAUUGGCAAGAUUAUUGCCUCGAAAGUGGAUAACUCCUUGGCAUUUCAGUGGCAGAGUCAAUUGCGUCAUCGCUGGGAUGAUGAGCAGUCUGGCAGUGGGUCCAGUGGCUGUGGCACAAUCUUGUCCACAGCCAGCGGAGGCGAAGGUGGCGAGGAGGAUUGCUUUGCCAACAUUUGUGAUGCUGAGUUUCGCUAUGCCUACGAGUACUUGGGGAAUACAUCCAGACUGGUCAUCACACCACUCACGGAUCGCUGCUACAUUACGUUGACCCAGUCGCUGCAUCUGGUGAUGGGCGGAGCACCUGCCGGCCCGGCGGGAACAGGCAAGACGGAGACAACGAAGGACCUGGGCCGGGCACUGGGCGUAAUGGUUUAUGUCUUCAACUGUUCGGAGCAAAUGGACUACAAAUCUUGCGGCAACAUUUACAAAGGGCUGGCCCAGACCGGCGCAUGGGGCUGCUUUGACGAGUUCAAUCGCAUCUGUGUGGAAGUGCUGUCCGUGGUUGCCGUUCAGGUGAAGACCAUACAGGAGGCGAUAAAGAUGCAUAAAACCCAAUUUAUCUUUAUGGGCGAGCGCAUCUCGCUGGAGCCGUCGGUUGGCAUUUUUAUCACCAUGAAUCCGGGCUACGCCGGCCGCACCGAGCUGCCGGAAAACCUGAAAACAUUGUUUCGCCCAUGCGCCAUGAUUGUGCCGGACUUUGCUUUGAUUUGUGAGAUUAUGUUAAUGGCCGAGGGCUUCCAGGAUGCUCGUCUGCUGGCACGCAAAUUUAUCACACUCUACACGCUGUGCAAGGAGCUCCUGUCCAAGCAGGAUCACUACGACUGGGGCCUGCGUGCCAUCAAAUCCGUCCUCGUUGUCGCCGGCACGCUGAAACGCGACGACCACAGUCGCCCCGAGGAUCAGGUGUUAAUGCGCGCUCUGCGUGACUUUAACAUACCCAAGAUUGUGACCGAAGAUGUGCCCAUAUUUAUGGGUCUCAUUGGCGACCUCUUUCCCGCCCUCGAUGUGCCGCGAAAGCGUGUCUUUGAGUUCGAGAAAACCAUUCGUCGUGCCGUCAACGAAAUCAAACUCCAACCCGAGGAGGGUUUCCUCAUGAAGGUGGUGCAACUUCAAGAGCUACUCGAUGUGCGACACUCGGUGUUUAUUGUGGGCGAUGCGGGCACUGGGAAGACAAAGAUCUGGCAGACGCUGAGGGAAACGUAUCGCAUACAGAAACUGAAGCCAGUGUGUCAUGUGCUCAACCCGAAAGCCCUGUCCAACGACGAGCUCUUUGGCAUCGUUAAUCCCACCACACGCGAGUGGAAAGAUGGUCUAUUCUCUUCUAUAAUGCGGGAACAGGCGAAUAUGCCGCCUGGGAAUCCGAAAUGGAUUGUGCUGGACGGCGAUAUUGAUCCCAUGUGGAUAGAGAGUCUCAACACGCUGAUGGACGACAACAAGAUCUUGACGCUGGCCAGUAAUGAGCGCAUCUCCUUGAAGCGUGAGAUGCGACUGCUCUUCGAAGUGGGACAUCUCAAGGCAGCGACGCCAGCAACUGUCUCCAGAGCAGGCAUCUUGUACAUUAAUCCACAGGAUCUGGGCUGGUCACCCUACGUCUCCUCUUGGCUGGAAUCCCGAGUGAACAUGAUCGAGCGUGGCAUAUUGACCACGCUAUUCGAAAAGUAUUUUCCCAGCCUGAUGCAACGUCAGCGAGACUUUCGACGCAUCACACCCAUCACGGACAUGGCCAUGAUACAAAUGACCUGUCACCUGCUCGAGUGUCUGCUGGACACCGAUCAAAGCACGGACGAUGGCAGUGGGACACGUGGGGCAGCAGCUGCAUCACAACAUGGGGCAAGUUCGCAUAGUUUGCAUCAUGUGGAUUUGUCGCACGAAUCGGCCGAGCUGGCAUUGGAGACCAUCUUUGUGUAUGUGACACUGUGGAGCUUUGGGUCGGCAUUGCAUCAGGAUGCAAUCAUCGAUUGGCAUCGCGAGCUGCACAAAUGGUGGACGGGGGAGUUCAAGGACGUCAAGUUGCCCAGCCAGGGCACCGUAUUUGACUAUCAACUUAAUGUGCAAACACUAAAGUUCCAGCGCUGGUCCGAGCUGGCAGCCCAAGAGCAGCUGGACUGUCAAAUCGAUGCUGAGCUGCCAUUGCAGAACGUGCUCAUUUCAACUGCAGAGACCACACGGCUGGCCUACUUCCUCAAGCUGCUUAUCGACCGCAAUCUUGCCUGCAUGCUGGUGGGCAGCUCUGGCUGUGGCAAGGGUGCCAUCUUCCGUGAGCUCUUCAGCAAAUAUGCCAGCGCACAGGAGCUCCUUGAAAUUGCAGUGACAGCUGUCAGCAGCAACAGUCAGCAACAGCAACACCAGCAACACCAACAGCAGCAACAGCAACAACUGCAGCAGACAAACGCUGACAACGUGAGCGUUGUGCGUCGGAAGUCAUCGUCGUCGACACCAUUGCUGACCACGGUGCAGGCGACACACUUUAACUUCUACACCACAUCGGAGAUAUUCCAGAAGAUGCUCGACCGCCCGCUGGAGAAGAAGUCGGGACGUUGCUACGCACCCAGCGGACCCAAGCGACGUCUCAUCUACUUUGUCAACGACCUGAACAUGCCCGAGGUGGAUGCCUAUGGCACCGUGCAACCGCACACGAUUAUGCGUCAGUUCAUGGACUACAGGCAGUGGUACGAUCGUCAGCGUUUGCAACUGAAAGACAUUAGACACUGUCAGUUUGCCGCCUGCAUGAAUCCCACAGCAGGUUCCUUCACCAUUGAUCCGCGGUUGCAGCGACACUUUUGCGUCUUCUCUGUGGCGCCACCUGCCGAGGAGACACUGCACUACAUCUAUAGCAGCAUAUUGAACAAUCAUCUGGAUCAACCUGCUCAGGGUUUCAGCAAGGAAAUACGUUCCAUUGGUAAUCUGCUGGUUCAAGUUGGCAUCGCUCUGCAUCGACGUGUGGAAUACGCUUUUCUCCCUACCGCCAUCAAGUUCCACUACAUCUUUAACCUGCGCGAUCUCACCAACAUCUAUCAGGGUGUCAUGAACAGCGUAGGUGCUCCGGUGGCUGCAGGUGGAGGUGGGGGCAGUAUGGGGGGAACUGUUUGCAGCAAACCCGCUGAGCUGAUGCGACUUUAUGUGCACGAAGCUUAUCGAGUUUAUCACGAUCGUCUGGUCGAUCAAUAUGACAUUAAAUCAUUCAAGUCUUCGAUUAGGGAUAUAUUCAAGAAGGACUUUGAGGACUUUGACGAGGACUUUGUGUUUGCAGAGCCCUUGAUCUACAGUCACUUUGCGCAAUCGUUGGUGGAUCAAAAGUACAUGCCCCUCAAGAGCUGGGAUUCUUUGUAUCAACUGCUGCUGGAAGCGCAGUCAAGCUACAAUGACGUCGUGGGGUAUAUGAAUCUGGUGUUGUUUGAGGACGCCAUGAUACAUAUUUGUCGCAUCAAUCGCAUUCUGGAGAGUCCGCGUGGCAAUGCUUUGCUCAUAGGUGUGGGCGGCUCUGGCAAGCAAACCUUGGCUCGCCUAGCUGCCUUUAUUUCCUCCUUGAGCGUCUCGCAAAUACAAAUCAAACGUGGCUUUGGUCUGCUCGAUAUGCGCGAUGAAAUUGCCGCACUCUACAUGAAAGUGGGACUCAAGAAUGUCGCCUCAGUGUUUCUCAUUUCCGAUGCUCAGCUGCCUGAUGAAUCAAUACUCAUGCUCAUCAAUGACUUACUAGCUUCAGGUGAAAUACCCGAACUCUUCAACGACGAUCAGCUGGAUACCAUUAUCAACGGCAUUCGAAACGAGGUGAAGCAAAGCGGCACUCUAGAUACCAAGGAAAACUGUUGGCGUUACUUUGUGGAGAAAGUGCGACGUCUGCUAAAAGUUGUGCUCUGUUUCUCGCCCGUGGGACAAACGCUGCGCAUAAGAGCACGAAAGUUUCCAGCGAUCAUCAGUCGGACGGCCAUCGACUGGUUCCAUGAGUGGCCCAAAAGUGCAUUGGAAUCGGUGUCGCAAAAAUUUCUGAACGAAAUCAGCGACAUACUGGAGGCGCCGCUCAUACCGCCCAUCGGCUGUUUUAUGGCCUACGUCCAUGGCACCGUGAAUCAGAUAUCGAAAAUUUAUCUACAGAAUGAAAAACGCUACAACUACACGACACCAAAAACAUUUCUCGAAUACAUUUUCCUCUACCGCAAACUGUUGGUCGACAAAAACGGCGAGUUCGCACAGCGCAUCUCCCGCUUGCAGAGCGGCAUGGCGAAGUUGGCGGAAUGCGCCAGCCAGGUGGACACCCUAAAGCAUCAACUGGCCAUCCAGGAGGUACAACUGGCUGCCAAAAAUGCGGCCGCCGACAAGCUGAUUGGAAUUGUUAGCGCCGAGAGUGAAAAGGUGAAACGCGAACGCUUUACAGCCUCCGAGGAGGAGAAACGUGUGCGCAUCAUAGAGGAGGAUGUUUCGAUUAAAACCAAACUCUGUGAACAGGAUUUGCGACAGGCGGAGCCGGCACUCGUUGCCGCCCAGGCAGCACUCAACACACUCAACAAAAACAAUCUCACGGAACUAAAGUCCUUUGGCUCGCCACCAAAGGCUGUGAUUAAUGUCUGUGCCGCUGUGAUGGUAUUACUCGCUACGAAUGGCAAAAUACCACGGGAUCGCAGCUGGAAGACUGCCAAAUUGAUGAUGGUGCGUGUGGAUCAGUUUCUCAACGAUCUGGUCAACUACAACAAGGACAAUAUACAUCCAAACAUUAUUGAAACGUUGCAGGAAUAUCUCAAGGAUCCCGAGUUCAAUCCAGAUAAGGUCGUGCAAAAGUCCGUGGCAGCAGCUGGCCUCUGCGCCUGGGUCAUCAAUUUGCAUCGUUAUCACCAGGUCUUCUUGAUAGUUGGCCCUAAACAGCAGGCGCUACAGGACUCGCAGCAGGAGCUGUUCGAGGCCCGAGAGCGUCUGCAAUAUCUCAAGACGAAAAUCAACCAUCUGCAGGACAAACUGGCCGAAAUACAGGCGGAGUUCGAGCAUGCCGUGGCCGAAAAGCAAAAGUGCCAACGCGAGGCGGACAAGACGUCCUUUACCAUCGAUCUGGCGCAUCGCCUGGUCAAUGGGCUGGCCAACGAGAAUGUACGCUGGCGCGAGUCAGUGCAGAGUUUACAGGCAAAGAUUGGCACUCUGCCCGGUGAUAUACUGUUAAUUUCCUCGUUCCUGUCGUACGUGGGCUGUUUCACGCGUCGCUACCGCGAGGAGCUGCAGCACAAGAUGUGGCUGCCCAGUUUUCGCAGAAUGGAUGUGAGUACACGUCAUACGCUUGACCUUAACUUGACACCUUCUUUUACUACAUUUCACACCUAUCCAUUCCACUCCAAUCUACUCUGUCAGCCCCACAUACCGCACACGGAGGGCGUCGACCCAUUGACGCUGCUGUCGGAUGACGCGCAAAUUGCCACUUGGAACAAUGAGGGUCUGCCCAUGGAUGGCAUGUCCACGGAGAAUGCGACAAUAUUGCAGCACUCAACACGCUGGCCUCUGAUGAUAGAUCCGCAGCUUCAAGGGAUUAAGUGGAUCAAGAGUCGCUUCGGCGCCUCGUUGGUGGUGUUGCGACUCACUCAACGCGGCUUUCUCGAGGCACUGGAAAAGUCCAUUUCGCGUGGCGACACCGUGCUAAUUGAACAAAUCGAGGAGACGAUGGACACGGUGCUGGAGCCGCUACUCAGUCGGGCCCUGAUCAAAAAGGGACGCUAUCUGCGCAUUGGCGAAAAGGAAAUGGAGUUCAAUCCGAAUUUCCGUCUCAUAUUGCACACGAAACUGGCCAAUCCGCAUUACAAGCCGGAAAUGCAGGCGCAGACAACGCUCAUUAACUUUACCGUCACACCGGAUGGCCUCGAGGAGCAGCUGCUAGCGGAAGUGGUCAAAAUCGAACGUCCGGAUCUGGAGCAGAUGAAAACCGAAGUCACCCUGCAGCAAAAUAUGUUUAAAAUCUCACUCAAAGCACUCGAGGAUGAACUGCUGGCCAGAUUGGCUUCGGCUGGCGAGAACGUGCUCGAUGAUCAUGCUCUCGUCUUAAAUCUGGAGAACACCAAACGCACCGUGGACGACAUUGAAUCCAAGGUGCGAGAGGCGCAUCUGACAACGCUGCAAAUCGACGAGACUCGCAAUAUUUAUCGUGCUGCAGCCAAGCGCGCUGCCAUUCUCUACUUUGUGCUAACGGAUUUGAACCGCAUUAAUCCGAUUUAUAAAUUCUCGCUGAAGUCCUUUAUGCAUGUCUUUCGCCAGGCUAUUGCCGUGGCUCCAGACUGCAAGAACUUCGAGAAGCGUGUGCUGCAUCUCGUGGAUUCGAUUACACUGCAAACCUAUCGUUAUACUCUUCGUGGUCUCUUCGAGGCAGACAAACUGACCUUCACCUCUCACCUAACACUGCGCAUCAUGAUUGCCGCCGAGCAGGUGGCCAAGGAUGAAACGGACUUCCUGCUCCGCUAUCCUCACGAUCCGAACACGCUUUCCCCACUCGACUUUGUGGGUCGAAGUGCCUGGGGUGGCAUCAAAUCCCUGGCACUCGUCGAACACUUUUACGGCAUCGAUAAGGAUAUGGAGAACUAUACAAAACGUUGGCGCAAAUUCAUGUCCAGCGAUACCCCAGAACGCGAGCAGUUCCCUGGCGAGUGGAAGCAUCGCACUCCGCUCCAGAAGCUGUGCAUUGUGCGUGCUCUGCGUCCAGAUCGCAUGACCUAUGCCAUGGCUCAGUUUGUGGAGCAAACUAUGGGCAAAGCCUACGCUGAGGUACAAACGCCUCCGUUUGUGGCCAUCUUCAAGGAGUUGAAUGCCGCUACACCUGCUUUUUUUAUACUCUCCCCAGGCGUAGAUCCCAUUCGGGAUGUGGAGCGUUAUGGCCAGCAGCAGGGCUUUCAUGCCGAUGUUGGUACGCUGGUCAACAUCUCGUUGGGUCAGGGGCAAGAACUACUCGCAGAGCAAGCCAUUGAACAGGCUCUAACCUCGGGUGAACAGUGGGUCAUAUUGCAAAACAUUCACCUGGUGGUCAACUGGUUGCCCACGCUAGAGAAGCUCAUCGAGCGCAUAGUGCUACAGUCGGAGACGCAAGGUGACUCAAAUUUCCGACUGUUCAUCAGCGCAGAACCCGCUCCCGAUCCCCAGUACCAUGUAAUUCCCCAGGGAAUCCUAGAAUCCUCUCUAAAAGUGGUCAAUGAACCGCCCGCAGGCAUGGCUGCCAAUCUGCAUAAAGCCUGGGAUAAUUUCUCCCAAGAAACACUGGAGACCUGCACUCAAGAAGCAGAGUUCAAGUCCAUACUCUUUGCCCUCUGCUACUUCCAUGCAGUGGCUGGCGAACGUCGCAAGUUCGGGCCGCAAGGUUGGAACAAAGUUUAUCCUUUUAAUGUGGGGGAUUUGACCAUCUCGGCGAAUGUGCUGCACAACUAUCUGGAGGGCAGCAAUCGCAUACCCUGGGAAGAUUUACGCUAUCUCUUUGGGGAAAUCAUGUACGGCGGCCACAUCACCGACGACUGGGAUCGACGCCUUUGUCAAACAUUCCUGGAGGAGCUGCUGCAGCAGGAUCUCAUUGAUGGCGACUUUGAAUUGUGUCCCGGCUUCCCAGCACCACCUAAUCUAGAAUUUGAAGGCUACCACAGCUAUAUCACUGAAAUGCUGCCCGAGGAAUCACCCUUACUCUAUGGUCUCCAUCCUAAUGCGGAGAUUGGCUUCCUCACCAGCGCCUCGGAGCAAUUGCUGCGCACCAUUUUCGAGCUGCAACCCCGAGAGUCGGAGCUGAGCACACAUUGCGGUGCACCACGCGAGGAGCUGGUCAAGAUUAUGAUUGACGACUUUCUGGACAAACUGCAAGAUGAGUUCAAUCUGCAAGCGCUUUUGAAUCGCGUAGAGCGCAAGACGCCUUUCGUGGUCGUUGCUCUGCAGGAAUGCGAACGAAUGAAUGCGUUGAUACGCGAGAUUAAGCGUUCCCUCAGAGAACUCAUGCUGGGACUAAAAGGUGAACUGACCAUCACACAGGAAAUGGAACGCUUAGACUAUGCCAUCUUCUAUGAUCACGUGCCCGCUGCUUGGGCACAGCUCGCUUAUCCCAGCAUGCUGGGUCUUCAGGGCUGGUUUGCUGAUCUGCUGCAUCGCAUCAAGGAGCUUGCGGGUUGGCUGAAUGACUUUAAGCUGCCCUGCGCCAUCUGGCUGGGAGGAUUAUUCAAUCCCCAGAGCUUCCUAACGGCCAUCAUGCAAGAGAGCGCCAGGAAACAUGAUUUACCUUUAGAUCGCAUGCUCAUCAGUUGUGAUGUGACCAAGAAGCAAAAGGAUGAUGUCACUCUGCCACCGCUAGAGGGCGCCUUUGUGCACGAGCUAUAUUUGGAUGGCGCCAGCUGGGAUUGUCAGCUCAAUUCCAUUGUGGCGUUGCAUCCCAAGGAGCUGCUCUGCGCCAUGCCCGUCAUCUACAUCAAGUCCAUUGUGCAGGAGAAACAGGAGCUGCAGCGUGUCUACGAGUGUCCGCUCUACAAGACCAGGUCGCGUGGCAACACCUACGUCUGGACACUGAACCUCAAGACGCGUGACCGUCCAGCCAAAUGGAUAUUAGCCGGAGUUGCCCUUUUGUUGCAGCCAUAGAGCGACCCCAAGUGAAAGGCAUCCUCCCACACACACGAAAGCCCUUUCUCCAUUGUUGGCAUCAACUUGAGCUAUUAAAGUGUUGUGACGCGUUUCCUUGCGGUUCUUUUUAUUUAUAGCCCCUGAAUGGACAGCAAUCAUCAAAAGCGCAUCACGUGAACUCUCGGCUGAUUAAAGCGCUAAUUACACAGCUCAGCACAAAAGCGCUUAGAAAGAAACCACGCAGCAAUUAAUCGCACAAAAAUAGACUCUGCUUGGCACCAAAAUAAUACUCAAGGCAAAAGCAAUAAACUUUUAUAUUAUAUGGAAAUAAAUCAAGUAGCAUACAUGCUAUAGAACUUAGAAGACACAAAAUGAUUAAGCUAUAAACAAAAUACUAUAU
This is a messenger RNA of Drosophila sulfurigaster albostrigata, 15187 nucleotides long. Its product is annotated as dynein beta chain, ciliary. Gene Ontology annotation, biological process: microtubule-based movement. Gene Ontology annotation, cellular component: dynein complex. The record is from RefSeq and is a predicted model, not a curated record. Gene Ontology annotation, molecular function: dynein light intermediate chain binding; dynein intermediate chain binding; minus-end-directed microtubule motor activity. Lineage: Eukaryota; Metazoa; Arthropoda; Insecta; Diptera; Drosophilidae.